AUGAGUGAAGGAGGGCCAAUAUUCGACUUCUGUGAGGGCACUGGGACUGCAUUAAAGGAAUUCCCUUUCUACAAUACAAAUAAGCGUGGCUCCAAUGCAAAAAUUUUCGAGGCGUCCAUCGAGCCUCUACAUCGUCUAGCCUACGGUCGUGCAGGGCAAGCGGGUACGCGUCGCCACGCCCUCGAGGACUUUAAAGGAUUUCCCGUCUCUAUGCGUGAGGGGAUUCAUGCGAAGCUUACUAAGCUCACUAAAGACAAGCUUCGUGCGUUGAUCAAGGCACUUGAGAUGCCCGUAAAGGUCUCGCAGCCGCACGCAAGUGUCGUGGCAGGUGUAGAAAACUUUCUGAUGCACCCAGUGCCCACAGGGAAGUCAAUGGCAGGGGUGCGCCCUACGAAGGCAUCAGCACAGGGUUCAACGCGCAGGGCGCCGAAAGAGGCCGUUUCAAAACCUGUUGCAAAGGAAGAGGAGGGGGUGUCAACCGAGCGCGAGACGCACUCAGAUCCUCCAGCGAAGCGAGCAAGAACAGAGAUUAGCGAAGGCCAAAUUCCUAAUAGACAAAAGUCGCCGUCUAGAAGCUCCCCUUCAACAUUACCAUCCGAGGAUGCCGUGCGUGUUCAGGUAUUUCGACGAGUGCUUGCUAUGUCGCCAGCACAACGCUCCAAUCUUGGCGUGAAGGCGCUACGCACCGAGCUCGAGGCUUUCUUCAAGAUGCCGGCGGGGGAGCUGAAGCGAUUCAAGGAUGCCAUUGCCCAGACGGCAUCGGACUGCGUGAAGGCCCUCAUGGAGGCGGAGGGCAGGACCGUGGAAAAGGCUGCUACUGCAGGAGAUUUCCCUCAUCCUAAUUCACAUGGGCAAGGGGGCGUCACGCAUGCAUCGCCAGCUGCAGGGGCUCCACCAGAAAAAGUCCAUCCCCCCGCACUUUAA
Molecule: messenger RNA, 924 nt
Organism: Phytomonas sp. EM1
Lineage: Eukaryota; Euglenozoa; Kinetoplastea; Trypanosomatida; Trypanosomatidae
Source: the annotation of a GenBank genome assembly